AUGAAAUUUAUUGUUUUACUAUUGUGUCUGGCAGCUGUCAAUUGUCAAAUGAAUUUUCCAGAAAUUCCCCAAAUCAAAAUAGGUGCUUUGUUCUACGACAAUGAAUUCGAAAUUGAGGAAGCCUUUGUGCAAUCGAUUGAGUUUGUAAACACCCUGAGCAAGGAUGAAUUUUUACUACAGCCAAUCGUCAUGAGACUAAAUACCUACGACAGCACAAUGUUUAUUGAAAAGUAUGCAUGCGACUUAUUAGAUAUGGGUGUUGCAGCUAUUUUUGGACCAAGUUCAAGGGCAAACAGUGACGUAGUUGCAGUACUCGCAAAUAUAACUGGUAUACCAAACAUCCUUUUCGAUGCCAUUAUCGAGGAACCUGAGGAACAAAAAGCUGGCCAUCAGUUAACAGUGAAUGUCUAUCCGGCACAACAAAUGAUUUCCAAAGCCUAUUCCGAUAUUAUUCACAACUAUGGUUGGAGGAAAUUUAAUUUGGUCUACGACAUUGAUGAUGAUACCGCUCCGAUGAGAUUACAGGAUAUUAUUCAAUUAAGAGAUCUCUAUAUUGAUGCAGUUCGUUUGCGAAAAUAUCGUAAGGGAGAUGAUUAUCGAAAUCUAUGGAAGAGUAUGAAAGGUGAUCGAAGGGUAAUUUUAGACUGCCCAGCCGAUAUAUUAGUAGAAAUGUUAAAUGCCUCGAUACCGUUUGAUAUGACUGGGCAAUUUAAUCAUUUAUUUUUGACAAAUUUGGAAAAUCUGGAAGGUAUUUUGGAGCCAUUAAGACAUAAUGAAACGUUCGCUUUAAACAUUACCGCGGUGAGAUUUAAAGAGAGGCCUACCAAUUUGCCAAAUUUAAAUCAAGUUAAUAAUGAACCAAGCCAAAAGUUAUUACCCAAACUAAUACACGAUGCUGUGAUGUUAUACUAUUUGGCUCUAAAAAAUAUAACCACACACUAUAUUAUAGAGGAUCCUCCUCGGUAUACUUGUGAGAAUUUAGACUUCAGUGGUGAAAUGGGUCGUUGGCCUUUUGGCGAAUACAUUCGGAGGAUAAUGGGCCAGGCAUCAUUUCUGAACGAUAGUUACUUUCAUUACGGAUCCAUGCAAUUCGAUAACUAUGGUCAUCGUACACAAUUUGAAAUGGAAAUCUAUGAACCAAUGGAUAAUUACAGUCUGGCAGUAUGUCAUACAAAUGGUCACAUUUACAAUGAACAUAUUUCCAAUAAUAUUACAAAGAAAAUUGUUUAUAAAGUGGCAACACGUAUCGGUGCUCCGUAUUUUAUGGAAAGGGAAAAUGCUACUGAUACUGAAAUUAUGGGAAGUUCACGUUAUACUGGUUAUGUUGUCGACUUAAUUGAUGAACUGUCAAAGGAAAUGCAAUUUGAAUAUGUUUUCGUACCAGUGCCAGGUAAUGGCUAUGGUAAAUACAAUAAGGAGACAAAACGUUGGGAUGGUAUUAUUGGCGAAAUUAUCAAUAAUGAUGCUCACAUGGGGUUAUGCGAUUUGACUAUCACCCAAGCACGCAAGGAAGUUGUUGAUUUCAGUGUUCCCUUCAUGACAUUGGGUAUUAGUAUAUUGGCCUAUAAGAAACCAGUCGAGCGGAAAUCAUGGAGUGCAUUUUUAGAACCAUUUCAGAGCGAAGUAUGGGUGUAUGUUAUGGCAUCGAUAUUCAUAAUAUCAUUUCUUUACUUUGCCAUAUCGAGAAUAACUGUUGGAGAUUGGGAAAAUCCACAUCCCUGUAAUAAAAAUCCCGACGUUGUGGAAAAUCGUUGGACUAUUUCGAAUAGUAUUUGGAUAACAAUUGGUUCGAUUAUGACAGCAGGUUGUGACAUUCUACCCACCCAUUCAACAAUGCGUAUUUUCACAACCAUGUUUUGGAUUUUCGCCAUUAUCAUCAAUAACUCAUACACAGCCAAUAUGGCUGCCUUCUUAACGAACAGUAAAAUGGAAGGUUCAAUUAACAGCAUUGCCGAUUUGGCGGGGCAAAAUGAAGUGAAAUUUGGUACUAUAGAAGGUGGCAGCACCUAUUCCCUGUUUGCCGAAUCCAAUGAAACCACAUAUCGUCUGGCGUUUAAUCGAAUGCAGGGGUCAGAGCCUCCGGUCUAUACAAAAGAUAACAAUGAAGGUGUUGAAAGAGUCCUAAAGAAUAAUGGCUCAUAUAUGUUUUUGAUGGAAACCACCUCGUUGGAGUACAAUACCGAACGGAAUUGUAAAUUGCAAAUGCUGGGUGAAACUUUUGGUGAAAAACAUUAUGCCAUUGCUGUGCCGUUUGGUGCCGAAUAUCGUCAUUCACUGAACGUGGCAAUUCUACGCCUGGCAGAGAAGGGCAUUUUACCAUCGCUAAAACAAAAAUGGUGGAAAAAUACCAACAACUCAUGUGAUCAUGAGGAGGCACCGGAAAAAGAUACACCCGAUUUAACGUUUGACAAUGUUCGUGGAAUUUUCUAUACCCUGUAUGUUGGUAUAUUUAUAGCCUAUAUUAUUGGUAUAACGGAUUUUUUGUUAUAUACACAUCACGUGGCAGCCGAAGAAGGUUUGACAUUUAAGCAAGCAUUUCUAAAGGAAAUUAAAUUUGUUCUAAAUAUAUGGAACAAUAAGAAACCGGUAUCAAAGGCGCCAAGUACACGUUCAAAUUCAUUAACGACAAGUGAAAAAUCGAGUAAAUCUUGUUCGAAAUCAACCAAAUCUCUACGAAGCUGUAGGUCAUUGCAAAAGAAGAAAACAAUUGCCAAUGGCGAUGUUCCAGAAGUUAAAAGUGUUAAGAGUCUAAAAAGUUGUCUAACCAAACAUUGA
Molecule: messenger RNA, 2775 nt
Organism: Musca vetustissima
Lineage: Eukaryota; Metazoa; Arthropoda; Insecta; Diptera; Muscidae
Product: glutamate receptor ionotropic, kainate 2-like
Exons: 12
Coding region: 1-2775 (924 amino acids)
Biological process (GO): modulation of chemical synaptic transmission; synaptic transmission, glutamatergic
Cellular component (GO): postsynaptic membrane; plasma membrane
Molecular function (GO): transmitter-gated monoatomic ion channel activity involved in regulation of postsynaptic membrane potential; glutamate-gated receptor activity
Source: RefSeq, a predicted model, not a curated record